This is a messenger RNA of Cephus cinctus (wheat stem sawfly), 4029 nucleotides long. Its product is annotated as lactosylceramide 4-alpha-galactosyltransferase. Bases 2599 to 3702 code for a protein of 367 amino acids. Gene Ontology annotation, molecular function: alpha-1,4-N-acetylgalactosaminyltransferase activity. The transcript is spliced from 6 exons. Lineage: Eukaryota; Metazoa; Arthropoda; Insecta; Hymenoptera; Cephidae. The record is from RefSeq and is a predicted model, not a curated record. Gene Ontology annotation, biological process: glycosphingolipid biosynthetic process.
CAACAGCACUGGUGCUUAUAUCAACUUUAUCACCAGAGAACGAGCUGAAAUUUAAAAUCAUUUUCACAUAAAGGACUGUGCAUGUAUGAAAUAUUAUGAAUGCAUUAUUAUAGUAGUAUACCGAGUACUAUUAUAGUUGCAUAAUAAAAUUAUAUAUUGAACCACACCUUUUAACACAAUAGAUACAACUAAUAUGUUCUUAUAUAUAAACACUGCCAAAUGACGUGCCUCAGUGAAAAAUUAUUAGCAAGAAACCAUGAUAAAAUCAUACAUCAACAGAAAUAAUGACAACGACGUAAUACGUAAACCGUAAAAUCGCCGUUUCGUGCUGGUUAUUACUUACGUAGUAAUGUUUUGCUAUAAUUAUCUAAAGGAGAUUAGGCUCUGUAUAAGAAAUAAGAAUAAUUAAUAUGCCAUCAUUGAUAAAUGUAAAAUUUCAACAAAGUAACAAAAUUGACAUUUCGCUACAACUAUAGGAUAUAUGACACAUGCACAUUAUAAUUAGUUUUUACUGUGUACUGUUUUUUAGGGCAUCUUCAAACCGUACGCAUUGAUCAAUUGUGUCCGACCAUUGGCAUAUAGCAUGGACUACGCGAUCCCUGCUCCAAAUUUCUUGAAAAAAUGUCCGCUCGAAUAGGCAAAGAAGGACUGAGGUGGCGGCCAGUAGCUCUCCUUUUCUAAUGCUCCCAUUGGCUACGUUUUCUAUACUCUCGUACUACGGCUGCUGAUUAAAAAGAAACAGGGCUUGGCCGCCACCAGUCGCUAUCUCUUUCUUUCAGCCGACCAUGUUUUUCUAUGCUUAUGGGUACUCUAUGCUAUAUGUCAAUGUGUCACUGUCCAUGAGUGAAAGUGUUUAAAAGCAUCUGAAAAAACUCAUAAAUUUAUUCGUCACAACGGCGUUUGUCGCAGAAACAUAUUUACUGUUAAAUUAAAGAAGAUGAUUACAUCUAGUAAAUGUUUUUAGCAGUCUAUAAUUGUACUGUUUUUCUUCGAAUAGUGUUUUUUAAAUCUAUUUUUAUUCGCUCAAUUCAUGAAUUAAUAUUCUGAUGAAAUAAAACAAAAUCAGCUUAAAUUUGGAGCUUUUAAGAAAAUGGACGUAAAAAAAUAAUUUUUAUAGGUUUUUUGAAAAAUAUAUUAACUCUUGUGCACCAGAAAAAUAUUGUUUUAAAAUCAUCAACCAUCAAUCAUUAAGCUUCCACUGCUACAAACUGUACAUAAUAAUUAAUUGAAUUUUAUAUAUUCAUACCAAAUAUUGAUCGCCUCAUACACAUAAAGACAUAUAUACAAGCUAUAUCACCUUUCAACAGCGAUGCAGACGUUUUUUAUCCUUUGUCCGUGUCAGUAUUCAAAUUGCCACCAGCAAAUGUACCCUUCCGGCCAAUGCAAAAUGGUCCCUUCUUCCUUUCAAGCAAAGGGAACAACAAAGAGCGCAAACGCUCGUCUGACGUAGAAGAGCGAAUGUAGAAGUAUAAUGGCGAGUGUUGACGAUAGCACAGCUCGACAUCACCUGGCCUCCUUUCGCUAGUUCCUAGACCGACCAACCGGCGGCGAGACCGACGCUACCCUUGGCGGCGCCACCAAUGGCACAGGGUUACAUCGUACUUUAUGCAAUUGAGCACGGAUAUGCAGCUCGUCUGUCACAGUUCAGGUCAACCUGACCUUUAGUUGUAUCUUUGCCACUAGGAAUUCUAUUACCCAUUCGUGGUAACCGGACGAACCAAUUAUCAACCCCCGGGUAUGUCCUCUCGCUCAUGGCGUUCGAUUUAUUUUUUAAUACCCAUAUAUUGUUCCAUUCGUUAAAAAACGUUUCGCGACCGCUUGAAUCUCUUACUCGGGAAAUACUAGCUCCUAUCCCAAAGGUGCCGGUGAUAAGUUAAAAGCGAUAAAACAUAAAACGAGAACGAUAAACAAUAAAAUCUAUUAAAGUAGCAAAAACAUAAAAGGAACCCGCCGGCGCUCUAUAGAGCGUCGGCGUAACAGUCAGGGAGAAUAUACGACGCAUGCGUGCCUGGGUAUGUCGAGUAGCGAGCGUUGAGUAUAAAGCCAGUGUCACCACGAUAAUAAAAUUGCAUGAAGCUCAAGGAGGUUCGCGAUACGUGUGCAGCAGUCUUUUUUACAUAAAGAGUAAAUCACUGUAGGUGGAAUAGAGAGAGAGAGAGAGAGAGAGAGAUAAAGUGAAUUUCAAUGAGUGAGAAAAAAGAGGCAACGAUAAUAGGUGGCUUGUUCGUCAAAUCAAGAAUUACACGAGGGAAAAACACUGGAAGCAACGUAGUAUUAAAAUGUUUUUAAAUCAUCUGAAGGAACGUCCGAGAUUUUUGAGGAGACACAUUUUAACAGUGUGAGAAAAUACAAUGAAUGUCGUGCUACAGUGAAUGUAUAUACGUCUAACGAAAUGCGUAAAGCCAAUCAUUAUUAUCAAGGUACACCGAAUCAAGAUGCAUCGUACAUCCAUGAAAAGAGUAUUAAUUACAUCCUUUAAUGAAAGUAUUGCGACAGUAUUAGUGGUCUAGCUGCCAUUAAGUAUUUAAAAAUACGUAGGAUGAUUGUCAUGAUGCUUGUACAGUGGUUAUGCGUUUAAGACAUCAAAAAGAAAUAUAAAUGAAAAAUUAUAAAGAGGCUAGACGUUUCGUAAACGUCAGGAUGAAGAAGUCUCUCCUGAUUGCCAUCGCAAUAGGGACACUACUGUUCGUUAUGGUCGUUUCAAACGACGACUUACGAAGAAUCGUGCCAUUCAUGUCGCAAGUGGAAGCACCCGACAUAUCCUGCUAUGAUGUUACUAAAAUAUAUACUAAACAUGUGGAACUGCCUGAUUUCGAGACACCUACAUCUGAUAGAAAUAUAUUCUUUCAUGAGACGUCUUGCUUCAACGAUGAUCAAGGUUUGCUCAAGGUACGACAGGCAUGUGCCGUGGAGUCUGCGGCCUUGAUGAACCCCAGUACAAUUGUCUAUCUCCUUUUCGUAAGUUGGUCGAAGUUUACGAAUACCUCUCGGAACUUUGUGCAACAGCUUUCUACUUAUGACAAUAUCAAAAUAAGACAUAUAGUUAUUGACGAUUAUUUGAGGAACACACCAUUAGCCGAAUGGUACGCUAGUGGUGUCCUCAAAAGAAGUCAAUGGCCAAAGAGUCAUAUAUCCGAUAUUUUGAGAUAUCUAACAUUAUGGAAAUAUGGUGGUAUAUAUCUUGACCUGGACGUAGUCGUAACUUCGUCGCUGGAGAAUUUAUUGAAUUUUGCUGGCGCUGAGGAUAGAGAAGAUGUCGCUGCUGGCGUCAUAGGGUUCUCACCUACGGGUUUAGGACAUAAGCUCGCCGAUGAGUGCCUUCGUGAUUUGCAAAGUAACUUUCGUGGUGAUGUGUGGGGUCACAAUGGUCCAGGUGUGAUAACGAGGACCUUGAAGAAACUUUGUGGUACCCGCUACACUAAGGAUAUGACCUCGAGGAAGUGCCAUGGAUUCAAAGUGUUCCCACCCUCGGCUUUCUAUCCUAUUCAUUAUAAAAAGUGGAGGAAAUACUUCGAGACAAAAGACGCGAACGCGACCAUGAAAAUUCUACAAAAAGCAAAGGCCAUUCACGUGUGGAAUAAACUGAGCGAAUCCCGCAGUAUUAAAGUAGGAAGUAAAGUACCAUAUGCAAUAAUUGCCGAGAAAUAUUGUCCAAAGAUAUAUCGCAGCGCAGAGGGUGCUGAUGUCGCUAUCUCCAACUAAUACAGUGGGCUGAUGCCAGAAACAAUAAUAUAUGUAUUGUUAUGCCCCAUGACAAAAUUCACGCUACUGUUAAUCUCCAGACGCAAAUUGAACAUUAGUCGAAUGCUGACCCUAUGCAUAAGGCGUUAAGAUAAGAGCCAUGAGAGGCACCUUGUGAGCCACAACGGUCACUCGUAAAGUUCCUAACUAGGAGUGAAGUCCUGGAGCGUAUUCCAUAGCCGUGAAGAAAUAGUAGCAUUGUGCCUUCUACCAUUAGGUUUGCGUUACCUUCGUAUUUACAUCAUACCAACUUCAAUAAACUAUAAUCGAUCUUUAUAUAAUUUCAAA